Molecule: messenger RNA, 1739 nt
Organism: Xyrauchen texanus (razorback sucker)
Lineage: Eukaryota; Metazoa; Chordata; Actinopteri; Cypriniformes; Catostomidae
Product: endothelin receptor type B-like
Exons: 8
Coding region: 128-1477 (449 amino acids)
Biological process (GO): vasoconstriction; enteric nervous system development; G protein-coupled receptor signaling pathway
Cellular component (GO): membrane
Molecular function (GO): endothelin receptor activity
Source: RefSeq, a predicted model, not a curated record
UCAGAACAUCAGAACUUCUGUUCGUCUGAGUAUUACGAGUCUAUGGGGUUCAAAAGCUGAAGUGUGAUUCAUAUUUUUGAGGAAAAGCUACAAGGAAACUAUUGACAACUCGAGUCUUAGAUCUGCAAUGGGUGCCCCCAAAAUCCCCCGGGUCACGCUGCUAAUGACCGCCGUGUCCUAUGUGAUGAUUGGUUGUGGAAACUGUCAAUCAAACUCAUCUAAUGACUUUCAGCUCUAUAUCUCUGAUCACCAUGGCAACUCCGAACCUCCGGCGCUCCCCUUGGAGCCUUCAGGGUCAGAUGUCGUGACCCCUGACCCCAGAGCUGUCCAUCAAGUCUCCCGUCCGUCAGGGAACGGAUCGGUGCGGGUGCGGCCGCUCUCUUUGCCCCCGGCGUGUCUGAGGAGGACGUACAUCGAGGGUCUGUUUAAAUACAUCAACACGGUUCUUUCCUGUUUGAUCUUUGCGAUCGGGAUGGUCGGGAAUGCGACGCUUUUGAGAAUUAUUUACCUGAACAGAACCAUGAGGAACAGGCCGAAUGCGCUGAUCGCCAGUCUAGCGCUGGGAGACCUCAUAUACAUCGCCAUUGACAAACCCAUCAAUGCCUAUAAGUUGUUGGCGAUGCGAUGGCCGUUUGAUGACAGUGUGUUCGGUCUCUUCCUGUGUAAACUGAUGCCGUUCCUACAGAAAGCUUCAGUUGGAAUAACAGUCCUCAAUCUGUGUGUGCUCAGUGUGGACAGGUAUCGCGCGGUAGCUUCUUGGAGUCGUGUGCCAGGUGUAGGCAUUCCAGCGUCCACAGCCGUGGAGAUCGUGUGCAUCUGGGCGCUGGCAGUAGUUUUGGCCGUUCCAGAAGCCAUCGGAUUCAAAAUGGUCAGUUUCGACUACAACAACGUCACGAUACGAACCUGCAUGCUGAAGCCAGAGACGCCAUUCAUGACGUUCUACAGGGAUGUGAAGGUGUGGUGGUUGUUCGGCUUUUAUUUCUGUGUUCCUCUGGCGUGCACGGCCGUCUUCUACACACUCAUGAGCUGUGAGAUGUUGAGCAACAGGAAAGGCAGUCUGAAAUACUCUCUGAGUGAACAUCUCAAACAGAGGCGUGAGGUGGCGAAGGCCGUGUUUUCUCUGGUGUUGAUCUUCGCUCUCUGCUGGUUCCCGCUGCAUCUGAGUCGCAUCCUGAAGAAGACGGUUUACUUUCAGAAUGACGUCGGCCGCUGUGACCUGCUCAAUUUCCUGUUAGUGUUUGAUUACUUGAGUAUCAAUCUGGCGACCGUCAACUCCUGCAUCAAUCCUAUAAUCCUCUACUGCGUCAGCAAGAAAUACAAGAACUGCUUUAGGACAUGUUUGUGUUGUUGUCGGUAUCCGGGUUCGUUGUUCAGCAGUGUCGUGCCUCAGAACGGCACCAGUAUCCAGUACAAGAACCCUGAUUUACACAACGUCCUAUCAGACCGAACUGCACUGCGCAAGGACAGCUACAACUGAACCAUCACACACACACAAACUGGUUUUUAUAUCAUUGUUUGUACUCUUCAAAGACUUCCAAGCAUUUUAUACAGAUCCAACAAUAAUUUCUAUCUUCUAACCCUCACAGAAACCUUUUUGCAUUUUUACAUUUAAAAAAAAAACCUUGUUUAGUAUGUAAAAUAUUUCCCUCAUGGGGACCCAUAAUGUAGAAUAAACACACACACAUAGACACAUACACACACACACACACUUACACACACACACACACACACACACACAC